CGUAUAUAAUGCUUCCAAGGUUGAUAUUAAAAAUGAGGGUGAUAACUCAACUGGUUUAUCCAAAAAAAAUAAAAUAAUUGUUAUAGCAGUAGGAUUAUUUGUAGGUCUAAUAGUCAUUGGUGUGGUGAUAGUAUAUAUUCGGAGACGGAGACGGAACAUGGGGGUUGAAAAGCCGAUUGUGAUUGAGAAUCCGGAAGAUGAUAUGAAUACGGAAAAUGGUAGGAGUACGGAAGAUGAUAGGAAUAUGAAAGAUGG
Molecule: messenger RNA, 255 nt
Organism: Dentiscutata erythropus
Lineage: Eukaryota; Fungi; Glomeromycota; Glomeromycetes; Diversisporales; Gigasporaceae
Source: the annotation of a GenBank genome assembly